GUGUGGACAUAUUUAUGGGAACAGAUAACAGGACUAAUACGUUUUCUGGAUUUUUGUAUUUUCAUCAGAAAAAAGUCUCUGAUUUUAAAAUGUGUCCUCAGUUCCCCCCAAAGACCUUUGUUUCCCUAAAAUAACUUCAUCCAUUAAUUACUGUUUGACUCGAUUACCCCCGCGGGAGGGAGAGCAAGUCCACAGAAGCGCCUGAUGAAGGUGGAGAGGAAGAACGUUUGACAGGAGGUGACCUGCACUCUGAUAUCCUGAAGCUGGAAACGUGUAGAAGCAGAGUUUCUAAAAGAAAGAGCUGUGCACUGUUAUUGUUAUUGAUCAGCUGAUCAGAGGAAAGCACGUGUUUAAUGUGCACGCCGACUGUCCUGAGCAGAAUGACUCGCAGUGUUUGUGGAAGCCGAGGUCAGUUCGUGGUUAGACGUCAUGUUUCUGAGCACAGAAAAUAUCAUCCAGGCUUUAACAGCUGGCUUCUGCUUCACGCCCCGACACUCUCCAAACGACCACAUCACGUACAAAAUGAGACAUUUAAACGGUUAUAAUGUGAUGUAGACGUAGAUUUGGUGCUUUUAGCUGCAGAAGCUCGAACAGUCCCGAGGCCGUCGCCCCCACCACACCUGCACUGAUGUGCAUGGCAUGCAAAUGUCUCCCAAAUCACUGCGAGUUUGACUCACAAAUGAUCGUUUCCAUACCUGAAGGACAGGAAAGAAGGUGACUGUGGAAAACUCCCCACAGUCAGCCGCUGACCGCAGACCCGCAGAAACUUGAAGCUUCAUAUCAAAAUCACACAAAGCCACGUUUAUAAUUUGAUGAUACACUGAGGGAGACGUUGGUGUUUUCCUCCACCAUGUAUCCUUUGCUGCUCCUCCUCCUCCUGCUGCUGGGAGGGAGGAGCUCAGAGUCCACAGCCCCUGUGCCCUACGACAAUGUUGGCCAAAACUUUACUGUUGUGUUUCCGGAGAACAUCGCCAACUACUACCCCAGCCCGCCCACAAACAUGGUCAAAAUCACUGCUUUGAAAGACGGGACAACAGUCACACUUCAACAGUACGGCAAUCCUAAGCAUCGGGACCUGGACGCUGGAGAUGUUUGGAAUUUCACUGCGAAUGCAACGCUGGAACUCGGGAAGCAAAACAUCUCCAACAAUACUCUGACCAUUAACAGCAACAAAAAUAUCAUCGUUCAAGCCAUCAGCCUUAAACAAGACAGUCUGCAGACUGCUGUCGUCAUACCUACAGACAAACUCAGCACAAAGUACCUCAUCCCACCAAUACCCACAAUUCCCGGCACAAAUAAUCCUCAGGACUUAGUUGUGCAGACGGUGACGGAGCGAGGCCCGUUCAGAAUCAUUAUCGUCAACGGAGUUCAGGAGCAAAACAACGUGACCGUCGAAGGAUUAAAGACACAAGAAGUUUCCCUCCAGUCAGGCCAGGUCGCUCAGAUCUGGUUGGAGGAGGGCGCAGGGUUUAAAAAUGUGACGGCUGAAAAGCCAGUGGCCGUCCUCUUUGGCCACCCCUGCGCCAUCCUGGGCAACUGCAGCUGCGGGCUGCUCUACACCAUUCUGCCGCCAGCCCCAGGAGCGACGCUGAAGUACUUAGUUCCUCCAUUAUUGGCCAAGGAUGCUGAGGGAGAGACGAGGGUACUUUUGGCACAGAACGGUUCCACCAGCGUCAAACCCUACGACUCAAGCUCGCUGAUGUAUGAUGUAGCCGGCACAGCCAUCCUCUACCGGCCAGGCUUACUCCUCCCUCUGAUCCCAACGGCAAACUUUGCCUGCUGCUUUGUGGUCACAGCAUUCCCCGUGAUCUCCAAUAACUACGCCGUGAUCGUGGUCAGCAGUAACGUCACCGAUGGGGUUCGUGUUGGAAAGGACCGCAUAUCAAGUGCAGACUGGAAGACACUGGGGGGGACUGGUUACAGCUCGACACAAGUUCUUCUGAGUUUGGGUACCACUGUCAUCUGGCACACUUCCUCCAAAAUGGCCGUCUACUUUCAGGGAAACAAUGGAAGCACUUUGAUUGGGAACCAGGCACCUGUCAUCAGUUCAAGCCCAGAUUUCAGGGGCUGCGUCGUGACUCCCGAGGUUGUGGACUUGGAAGAACAACCCAACGGUUGGCGUGAAUCUUUUAAAAACUGCGCUGACAGCAACCUGGAGCUGCUCUGCCUGUCGAGCACAGACCUCCAGAAACAGAUCUAUGGCAAACUUAACCAGAACAGGUCUUUAAAUAGCAAUGCUAUACAAGAGGUGUGGAUCGGCAUGCGGCGCAGUUCGCUGAAUGGGCAGUGGUACUGGGUGAACGGGGACAGCGUCAACAGCACCAACUGGGGUGACGGUAAGCCCGGUGGGGUGGAGGAAGGCCAGUGCGCCAUCAUGAGUCUGGGAAAUGGCACGGACUUUGAGUGGAGCGACGACGAUUGCUGCAAGGAUGUUCAUUAUAUCUGCUACAAGGAGCCGGAGCUCUUCCCCAUAUAGGACCGGAACGCUCCUCUGCAGCUCUGCACUGUCAUUAGUUUCUCAUCCUACUCACAUAUAACCAUGCUGUAGCUGCCAGUCGCAUUAAUAUUUUAUGGCUCUGUAGAAGAAAAACAGGUGAUGCAAAGAUAUUUUGGUGCAUGUACUCUAGUUUAGUCUGAGGGUUUCUUCACAGCACACCGUGAUGCUGACACCUGAGCAACAAACCAGCAGCAUCUUUUUCCUGAAAAACAAAACAAAUCUGUAACUAAGCAUUUAAGAAAGUUUCACUUUGCAGAUGAUGUUCCUUUGUAUAUGUCUGCUGAUCUGACUGGGAAAUGUUAUGAUUGUACUGGUACAGUGGUUGGAAACCAGUGUGCAGCAUCACUGGUUUCCUGUUUCCUCUGAGAGAGUGUGAACUUUUAUUUGUCAAUAUUUAAAGUGUUUGAGCUUCGUGUCUUUGAUGACAUCAGCGUUUUAAACUUAGAACUGAAUUUGGUCGACAGUCACAAAAUAUGUAAACAACAUUCAUCUGUCAGCACCAGCCUUUGGUCAUAAUCAGCUGUGCAGAAGCUUCAGCAGGUGGAAAUGAGAGUGAUGAUAACUCAUAUUUACUGUUUAAGGUGUUUGCUUAUAGAUGUUAGCUUCCCUUUGCUGAAUGACUGGUGACCCAUCCUGCUGCUGUCUGCUGAUAGGAUAGUUCUUCAUUACAAACUGAAGAUGGAAAUUCAAGUGUGAUUUUAUUGUUUAAGGAUUCGUAAACUGAGCUGAAUGAAAAGUUUACAGGUAACCUCGUCAUCCUGAUGCUUCAUAUUUACCGGUUUGAAGUCGACUCAGCAGAGUUUGUAUGUUGAACUGUUGAAUCUGCAGUCUGAUUGGUCAGAAUCAUCUAUGCACCAGUUUUAUUGUAAAAAUGAUAAUUCCAGUCAAUCAUGGACUCAACGACGUAUCAAUAAAUCUGUUUUGCUGUGACAA
Molecule: messenger RNA, 3430 nt
Organism: Oreochromis aureus
Lineage: Eukaryota; Metazoa; Chordata; Actinopteri; Cichliformes; Cichlidae
Product: IgGFc-binding protein
Exons: 5
Coding region: 851-2476 (541 amino acids)
Source: RefSeq, a predicted model, not a curated record